AUGGUGUGUGUGUGUGUGUGUGUGUGUGUGUGUGUGUGUGUGUGUGUGUGUGUGUGUGUGUGUGUGUGUGUGUGUGUGUGUGUGUGCGUGGUAGAGUACCCUCCUCGGCAGACACGCGGUGCUGCUUGGCGUCCUGUGUCCAGGGGAAGAUGAUGAGGCUGGGGUCCACUAGGGCACGACAGUACCCUGCCACCAGACAGGACAUGUCCUUGGCUGCUACUGACUCCAACAACAGGGUGAUGGGCUGGGGAGAGGAGGGGAGAGGAGAGAGAGGGAGGAGAGAGAGGAGGAGAGGAGAGGAGAGGAGAGGAGAGGAGAGGAGAGGAGAGGAGAGGAGAGGAGAGGAGAGGAGAGGAGAGGAGAGGAGAGGAGAGGAGAGGAGAGGAGAGGAGAGGAGAGGAGAGGAGAGGAGAGGAGAGGAGGCUUCAGAGAUAUAAACACGUCUUUCAAUAGUACAGGGUAGUAGAAAACUAGCUUGUGUGAGUCUGUGUCUGUGUGUCUGUGUGUCUGCUAGUCCGUGCAUGCAUGUGUGUGUGUGUCAUGCCAUACCUUGAUGUCCUGUAGAUAGAUCUUGACCAGACUAACACGGUCAGACUCUGGUAGCAGCUCUAUGCGUGUGAUACUGCUGAACUCUGUGAGUGAGGUCAUGAUGCUCAGUUUGUGGUUCACCACCUGACUGAUACCGUACCGCGACCCCACCAACAGGGUCACCAUCGACUCCCUGUCCUGGAGCUAGAGAGAGAGAGAGAGCGAGAGAGAGCGAGAGAGAGAGAGAGAGAAAGAGGUGGAGAGAAGAGAGGGAGAAGAGAGAGAAUUCAGUUCUCAUAGACAGUUGAGGUCAGUUGAGUGUUUUUUUCUCCCCUAGAUCUGUGGGUAAGUGUGGUGCAUCAUGGUAGUACUGAAGCUCCUGGUGCUCCCGUGGCACUCCCAGGCCACACCACCAGGGGGCGCCAAAAUAGAAUAAUGACUAAAGAUCCAUAGACAUGAAGAACAUACUGUAGCUCUGUCAUCCCUACUGAAACCCCUUAUAUCCUGUCUGUAGAUAGAGAUGAAUAGAGAGGUACUGUAUAAUGAAACCCAUUAUAUCCUGUCUGUAGAUAGAGAUGAAUAGAGAGAUACUGUGUAAUGAAACCCAUUAUAUCCUGUCUGUAGAUAGAGAUGAAUAGAGAGAUACUGUAUAAUGAAACCCAUUAUAUCCUGUCUGUAGAUAGAGAUGAAUAGAGAGAUACUGUAUAAUGAAACCCAUUAUAUCCUGUCUGUAGAUAGAGAUGAAUAGAGAGAUACUGUAUAAUGAAACCCAUUAUAUCCUGUCUGUAGAUAGAGAUGAAUAGAGAGAUACUGUAUAAUGAAACCCAUUAUAUCCUGUCUGUAGAUAGAGAUGAAUAGAGAGAUACUGUAUAAUGAAACCCAUUAUAUCCUGUCUGUAGAUAGAGAUGAAUAGAGAGAUACUGUAUAAUGAAACCCAUUAUAUCCUGUCUGUAGAUAGAGAUGAAAAGAGAGAGAGACACCAUGACAGGGAUACGUUGGUAGAGAUAAAUAGUAAUAGAGAUGAAUACCAUCAUGCCAGUGCUGACAAAGAGAGAUAGAGAGAUAUUAUACAUUUCUAUCACGGUGGCGCUGAAGGACUUUGACAAAGGAUAGAUCGAGAUAACUACCAUCAUGAUAUAGACAGAGAUAACUACAGCUAGAUAGAGAUAAUCUCUCUCCUACCAUCAUGGUGGAGAUAUAGAUGUGGUCCUCUGUAGCUCAGCUGGUAGAGCACGGCGCUUGUAACGCCAAGGUAGUGGGUUCGAUCCCCGGGACCACCCAUACACAAAAAAUGUAUGCACGCAUGACUGUAAGUCGCUUUGGAUAAAAGCGUCUGCUAAAUGGCAUAUUAUAUUAUUAUAUUAUUAUAGAUAUAACUAGAUAUAGAUAAUCUCUCUCCUACCAUCAUGGUAAGGAUAUAGAUAUAACUAGAUAUAGAUAAUCUCUCUCCUACCAUCAUGGUAAGAAUAUAGAGAUAACUAGAUAGAGAAUCUCUCUCCUACCAUCAUGGUAAGGAUAUAGAGAUAACUAGAUAGAGAUAAUCUCUCUCCUACCAUCAUGGUAAGAAUAUAGAGAUAACUAGAUAGAGAUAAUCUCUCUCCUACCAUCAUGGUAAGGAUAUAGAAAUAACUAGAUAGAGAUAAUCUCUCUCCUACCAUCAUGGUGGAGAUAUAGAGAUAACUAGAUAUAGAUAAUCUCUCUCCUACCAACAAAGCCUCCUUCACUCAUGCUGCCAAACAUGCCCUCGUAAAACUGACUAUCCUACCGAUCCUUGACUUCGGCGAUGUCAUUUACAAAAUAGCCUCCAACACUCUACUCAGCAAAUUGGAUGUAGUCUAUCACAGUGCCAUCCGUUUUGUCUCCAAAGCCCCAUAUGCUACCCACCACUGUGACCUGUACGCUCUUGUUGGCUGGUCCUCACUACAUGUUCGUCGUCAAACCCACUGGCUCCAGGCCAUCUAUAAAUCACUGCUAGGCAAAUCCCCGCCUUAUCUUAGCUCAUUGGUCACCAUAGCAGCACCCACCCGUAGUCUGCGCUCCAGCAGGUAUAUCUCACUGGUCAUUCCCAAAGCCAACACCUCCUUUGGCCGCCAUUCCUUCCAGUUCUCUGCUGCCAAUGACUGGAACGAAUUGCAAAAAUCUCUGAAGCUGGAGACUCUUAUCUCCCUCACUAACUUUAAGCAUCAGUUGUCAGAGCACCUUACCGAUCACUGCACCUGUACACAGCACAUCUGAAAUUAGCCCACCCAACUACCUCAUCCCUAUAUUGUUAUUUAUUUUGCUCUUUUGCACCCCAGUAUCUCUAUUUGCACAUAAUCUCUUGCACAUCUAGCAUUCCAGUGUUAAUACUAUUGUAAUUAUUUUGCACUAUAGCCUAUUUAUUGCCUUACCUCCAUAACUUGCUACAUUUGCACACACUGUAUAUAUAUUUUCUGUUGUAUUUUUGACUUUAUGUUUUUUACCCCAUAUGUAACUCUGUGUUGUUUUUAUCGCACGGCUUUGCUUUAUCUUGGCCAGGUCGCAGUUGUAAAUGAGAACUUGUUCUCAACUGGCUUACCUGGUUAAAUAAAGGUGAAAUAAAAUAAAUAAAAAUAAAUGGUGGAGAUAUAGAGAUAACUAGAUAGAGAUAAUAUCUCUCCUACCAUCAUGGUAAGGAUAUAGAGAUAACUAGAUAGAAAUAAUCUCUCUCCUAACAUCAUGGUGGAGAUAUAGAGAUAACUAGAUAGAGAUAAUCUCUCUCCUACCAUCAUUAGGAGAUAUAGAGAUAACUAGAUAGAGAUAAUCUCUCUCCUACCAUCAUGGUGGAGAUAUAUAGAUAACUAGAUAGAGAUAAUCUCUCUCCUACCAUCAUGGUAAGGAUAUAAGAUAACUAGAUAGAGAUAAAGCUCUUCUCCCUACCCCCAUGGGGAGGAGGAUUAUAGAGAUCUCCUACUCCUUCCAUGCUUGUAAGGAUAUACGAGAAUCACUUAGAUAGAGAUAAUCUCUCUCCUACCAUCAUGGUGGAGAUAUAGAGCUAACUAGAUAGAGAUAAUCUCUCUCCUACCAUCAUGGUGGCACUAAAGGACUUCCCGCCAAAGGACUUGAGGUCACACAGCUCCGCCAGGUAGUCAAUCUUCGCCUGAUUGGCCGACAGCACCUUCUGCUUGGGCUCCUGUGAUUGGCUCUUCUUCAUGUGGUAGCCAAUGGCCUUCCUCAGAUCCUUCUCCCUCAUGUUCCUCAGGAGGGUUGAUGAGACAAAGUUCUCAAUGCCCCAACUCUUCCUGUAGAGAGGAAAAAGGGAAUAUGAUCAGCUGUAAUGUACUAUUCUAAUAGAGGGAAUAUGAUCAGCUGUAAUGUAUAGAGACAAACUGUAUGUGUGUGUGUGAGUGAGAGUGUGUGUGUGUGAGUGUGUGUGUGUGAGUGCGUGUGCGUGUGUGUGUGUGUGGUGUGUGUGUGUGUGUGUGUGUGUGUGUGUGUUGUGUGUGUGUGUGUGUGUGUGAGCAUGCACACGAGUGACGUACGUGAUGAUCUUGAGGUUGGUCUUAGGUGACUGUCCACAGCUGGCUAGUCUCUCCUGUAUGUGCAGGGCUGCCAGACGCAGGGCCGUGUUGCAACGCAUCUCCACCGCAAAACGCUCCUGUAGCACGUCAUUAAUACCCUACACAAACACACACGCACGCACACACACACACACACACACACACACACACACACACGCAUGCACACACACACAUAGUGAUGUUACACAAACAUAUUUACACGUCCAUGUCAUAUAACCCCCCCCCACCCAUACCUACCUGCAGGUAGAGGUAGUGGAAGGCAGUGGGGUCAUCUUGUAACAGGUGCUCAGGUUCUCUGGGUACAAAACACACUCUGAACAGACACCUGUAGUCAUGGACUUCCUUCUGAUGGACCACCUGGAGAUGGACAGAGAGAGAGAGAGAGAGAAAGGGGGGGUAGGAUACAGAUGUGUCUGUGUGUGUGUGUGUGUGUGUGUGUGUGUGUGUGUGUGUGUGUGUGUGUGUGUGUGUAUAUGUGUGUGUGUGUGUGUGUGUGUGUGUGUGUGUGUGUUCCUGUUCUAUCCCUUAUUCCUCCUGCAGUAGCAGUAGUUUAGUGAUGCUAUACUGUGUGUGUUUACCUGUUGUAUCCUCUCCUCUUCAUGUAGUAACAGUAGUUUACUGAUGCUGUACUUCUGUUCCAGAACCAGAGAGAAGUGUUCAAUACGAGACAGAGACAGUUUCUCCUUCAGGGUCAUCACUAUGUCCUGGGAACAACCAGAGAGAACAGGAGACAGGAUCAUCACUAUGUCCUGGGAACCAGAGAGAACAGGAGACAGGAUCAUCACUAUGUCCUGGGAACAACCAGAGAGAACAGGAGACAGGAUCAUCACUAUGUCCUGGGAACAACCAGAGAGAACAGGAGACAGGAUCAUCACUAUGUCCUGGGAACAACCAGAGAGAACAGGAGACAGGAUCAUCACUAUGUCCUGGGAACAACCAGAGAGAACAGGAGACAGGCUCAUCACUAUGUCCUGGGAACAACCAGAGAGAACAGGAGACAGGAUCAUCACUAUGUCCUGGGAACAACCAGAGAGAACAGGAGACAGGAUCAUCACUAUGUCCUGGGAACAACCAGAGAGAACAGGAGACAGGCUCAUCACUAUGUCCUGGGAACAACCAGAGAGAACAGGAGACAGGCUCAUCACUAUGUCCUGGGAACAACCAGAGAGAACAGGAGACAGGCUCAUCACUAUGUCCUGGGAACAACCAGAGAGAACAGGAGACAGGAUCAUCACUAUGUGCUGGGAACAACCAGAGAGAACAGGAGACAGGCUCAUCACUAUGUCCUGGGAACCAGAGAUAACAGGAGACAGGAUCAUCACUAUGUCCUGGGAACCAGAGAGAACAGGAGACAGGCUCAUCACUAUGUCCUGGGAACAACCAGAGAGAACAGGAGACAAGACACUGAUAUGUUAGGCCAGUUAAACUGUAGGGUUGAGGUCAAUUCACUGAGGAGAAUUGGGGUUUCAGUUUCCUGGCUGAAUGGACUGAAUGGAAAGGUCAGUAAAAUAGGGAAUAACAGGAUGUAGUAUGUACACAGUCAGUCAGUCAGUCUUGUAGAGGAGGAGUCUAUUGUCCGAGCCAGGACGGCCCGUAGAGGAGGAGUCUAUUGUCCGAGCCAGGACGGCCCGUGGAGGAGGAGUCUAUUGUCCGAGCCAGGACGGCCCGUAGAGGAGGAGUCUAUUGUCCGAGCCAGGACGGCCCGUAGAGGAGGAGUCUAUUGUCCGAGCCAGGACGGCCCGUAG
Molecule: messenger RNA, 5812 nt
Organism: Coregonus sp. 'balchen'
Lineage: Eukaryota; Metazoa; Chordata; Actinopteri; Salmoniformes; Salmonidae
Source: the annotation of a GenBank genome assembly